Varanus komodoensis (Komodo dragon) is the source of this 1480-nucleotide messenger RNA. It is a transcript of the gene OLFM3, whose product is annotated as olfactomedin 3. NCBI's taxonomy places the organism in Eukaryota, Metazoa, Chordata, Lepidosauria, Squamata, Varanidae. Gene Ontology annotation, biological process: signal transduction. The coding region runs from base 1 to 1461 and encodes 486 amino acids. The transcript is spliced from 7 exons. The record is from RefSeq and is a predicted model, not a curated record.
AUGAGCCCUCCACUGCUCAAGCUUGGUGCUGUUCUUAGUACCAUGGCCAUGAUCUCUAACUGGAUGUCCCAAACGCUCCCAUCACUGGUAGGACUAAACACCACCAGGCUGACCACUUCCAACACUCUAGUAAGUAACUCCAGCACUGGGAUGACUCAAAUUAGUCCAAAAGAAGGGUGGCAAGUCUACAGCUCUGCUCAAGACCCCGAUGGGAGAUGUAUCUGCACUGUGGUCGCACCCGAACAAAACCUCUGCUCCAGAGAUGCCAAAAGUAGGCAGCUGAGACAACUGCUCGAGAAGGUUCAGAAUAUGUCUCAGUCCAUUGAAGUUUUAAACCUACGGACUCAGAGAGAUUUCCAGUAUGUUUUAAGAAUGGAAACCCAAAUGAAAGGGCUGAAGGCCAAGUUCCGGCAAAUUGAAGAUGACCGGAAGACUUUAAUGACAAAGCAUUUCCAAGAAUUGAAGGAAAAAAUGGAUGAGCUGCUGCCACUCAUCCCUGUUCUGGAACAGUACAAAACUGAUGCUAAGUUAAUCACCCAGUUCAAAGAGGAAAUUAGAAAUCUGUCUUCAGUCCUCACUGGGAUUCAAGAGGAAAUCGGUGCCUAUGAUUAUGAGGAACUACACCAGCGAGUUCUCAGUUUGGAAACCAGGCUUCGGGACUGCAUGAAAAAACUAACAUGUGGCAAAUUGAUGAAAAUCACUGGACCUAUUACAGUCAAGACAUCUGGAACCCGCUUCGGAGCUUGGAUGACAGAUCCAUUAGCAUCAGAGAAAAAUAACCGAGUCUGGUACAUGGACAGCUACACCAACAACAAAAUUGUCCGCGAAUACAAAUCAAUAGCAGAUUUCGUCAGCGGAGCUGAGUCAAGGACAUACAAUCUCCCUUUCAAAUGGGCAGGCACCAACCACGUGGUCUACAACGGAUCUCUCUACUUCAACAAAUACCAGAGCAACAUUAUAAUCAAGUACAGUUUUGACACGGGACGGGUGCUUGCCCAGCGUAGCCUGGAGUAUGCAGGCUUCCACAACGUCUACCCAUACACCUGGGGUGGCUUCUCAGAUAUCGACCUGAUGGCAGACGAAAUCGGCUUGUGGGCCAUAUACGCAACCAACCAGAAUGCAGGCAACAUUGUCAUCAGCCAGUUGAAUCAGGAUACCUUAGAAGUGAUGAAAAGCUGGAGCACCGGAUACCCAAAGAGAAGUGCCGGGGAAUCCUUCAUGAUCUGUGGCACCUUGUACGUCACCAACUCGCACUUAACUGGAGCCAAGGUCUACUAUUCCUAUUCCACAAAAACCUCCACAUAUGAAUACACAGACAUACCCUUUCAUAACCAGUACUUUCAUAUAUCCAUGCUUGACUACAAUGCCAGAGACCGGGCUCUGUAUGCCUGGAAUAAUGGACACCAAGUCCUUUUCAACGUCACUCUUUUUCACAUAAUUAAGACAGAAGAUGACACAUAAACCUUGAUCCAACAUUGAU